This is a messenger RNA of Lodderomyces jiufengensis, 1488 nucleotides long. RefSeq names its product phenylalanine--tRNA ligase subunit alpha (gene FRS2). Gene Ontology annotation, biological process: phenylalanyl-tRNA aminoacylation. NCBI's taxonomy places the organism in Eukaryota, Fungi, Ascomycota, Pichiomycetes, Serinales, Debaryomycetaceae. Gene Ontology annotation, molecular function: phenylalanine-tRNA ligase activity; ATP binding; tRNA binding. The coding region runs from base 1 to 1488 and encodes 495 amino acids. The record is from RefSeq and is a predicted model, not a curated record. Gene Ontology annotation, cellular component: phenylalanine-tRNA ligase complex; cytosol; cytoplasm. The transcript has a single exon.
AUGUCACAGUUACAACUUGAUAUUUUACAAAUUUUGGAUAAGGAAGGAUCUAUUCCAAACUCAUUAGAUAAUGCACAACUUUUAAAAAUCAACCCCAAUGACUUGCAUUCAAAUUUAAGUUCACUUUGGUCAAGAGAAAUGAUUCAAUUUGAUAAAAUUGAAACUGAUCAUUGGAUAUUAACUAAAGAAGCUGAAGAUUAUUUAAAAGCUGGUGCUACACCAGAGAUACAAGCUGUUGAUGAAGUUUUAAAAGCUCUUGGGGGUUUAACUAUUGGAGAAUUGAAGAACAAAUUAGGUGCAAUUGGUGCAAUAGGUCAAGGUAAAGCUUUUAAAAAUAAAUGGUUGAAGAAAGAUGGAGAUAAAUUAAUUGCAGAAGUUAAAGAAUUACCAAAGGAUGAUGUUUUAAUAGAUUUAAAAGAAAUACAAUCAAAGGGAAAUUUAUCAGAUAAAUCAACGGUAACAGAAUUGAAAAAAAGAAAAUUAAUUAAUUUAACCAAGAUAGUUGGAUACAAAAUUACAAAAGGUGAAAAAUUUGCAUUAGAUAUAAAAUCAUUAGAAACAGAUAUAACAUCAGAUAUGGUUCAAAAUGAAACUUGGAAAGAUGCUCAAUUUAAAGAUUAUAAUUUUAAUUCAUUUGGUAUAAUGCCACAAUCAGGUGCAUUACAUCCAUUAAUGAAAGUACGUCAAGAAUUUCGUGAUAUUUUUUUUGCUAUGGGUUUCACAGAAAUGGCUUCUAACCAAUAUGUUGAAUCUGGAUUUUGGAAUUUCGAUACUCUUUUUGUACCACAACAACAUCCAGCAAGAGAUUUACAAGAUACUUUUUAUUUAAAAGAUCCUAAAGUUGCAAAAGAACCAGAAGAUAAAGAAUAUUGGGAAAAUGUUAAACAAGUUCAUCAAGAUGGUAAAUAUGAAUCAAUAGGUUAUAGAUAUCCUUGGAAAAAAGAAGAAUCAUUGAGGAUGGUAUUAAGAACUCAUACAACUGCUACAUCAGCUGCAAUGUUACAUAAAUUAGCUAAGGAUCCAAAACCAACAAGAUUAUUUUCAAUAGAUAGAGUUUUCAGAAAUGAAGCAGUUGAUGCAACACAUUUAGCUGAAUUUCAUCAAGUUGAAGGUGUUAUAGCAGGUUAUGAUAUAACAUUAGGUGAUUUAAUUGGUUUUAUGGAUGAUUUCUUUGGUAAAAUGGGUGUUGAUAAUUUAAGAUUUAAAGCAGCAUAUAAUCCAUAUACUGAACCAUCUUUAGAAAUUUUUGCAUAUCAUAAAGGUUUAAAAAAAUGGGUUGAAAUUGGUAAUUCAGGAAUGUUUAGACCAGAAAUGUUGGAAACUAUGGGAUUACCUAAAAAUUUAAGAGUUUUAGGUUGGGGUUUAUCAUUAGAAAGACCAACAAUGAUUAAAUAUGGUGUUUCUAAUAUUAGAGAAUUAUUAGGUCAUAAAGUUUCAUUAGAUUUUAUUGAAUCUAAUCCUGCUGCUAGGUUAGAUGAAUUAUUGUAG